Molecule: messenger RNA, 396 nt
Organism: Achroia grisella
Lineage: Eukaryota; Metazoa; Arthropoda; Insecta; Lepidoptera; Pyralidae
Gene: sun
Product: protein stunted
Exons: 4
Coding region: 106-279 (57 amino acids)
Biological process (GO): proton motive force-driven mitochondrial ATP synthesis
Cellular component (GO): mitochondrial inner membrane
Molecular function (GO): proton-transporting ATP synthase activity, rotational mechanism
Source: RefSeq, a predicted model, not a curated record
UUACGUCACAUCAUAUAGGAGAUAUAAUUCUACAUUUGAUUUUCAUUUCUUCUUUCCUAAAAACACUUGUUCAUUCUAUCGCGUAAUAUAAAUAUAUUACACAAAAUGAGUGCAUGGAGACAGGUUGGACUUAAUUACAUAAACUACUCCAAUAUUGCUGCAAAGGUUUUGCGUAAAUCAUUAAAACCGCAACUACGAACGGAAGCCUUACGAAGAGAUGAAUCCCACGUCCGUAUAACUCCAUGGGCAAAUGGCAAACCAGCUCAUGAGAAGGAAUAAAUUAUAUAAUUUACAGAAUGUCGCACCAAAAUAAGAGGGAAAAUUCUUGUAAAUAUAUGUGGCUAUCAAGAAUUAUUUAUAAUAGAGAUUUAAUUUAAUAAAACAUGUAACAUCUAA